AUGACCGGGGCAUGCUCGAAAUUCCGCCGGGACCCUCUUUACAUGCACCCCACUGUACGAUUGGCGACAGGGGAGCGGAGGACUCCAACACCGGAGGCGGAGCAACCUCGCGGCUGGGCUCAUAAGAGGCCAUGCCUGGACGACGACACCAAAGACCACGAUGCAAGGAAUGGAAUGAAAAAAAAACCAUUCGCAUGGGAUGCACACCAAGCGAACGGUGAAGGAAGCACGAGAGUGUUAGCGGUAGUGAUGGGUCCGCCUGUCACUCGUUCGCGCACUCUGUCUUCUGAUGUUAGGGCUAUUGCCCCGAUGUCGAGUUUAGAUGCUAGAGCUCUUGCCCCGAUGCACGGAUCUUUUAUGACGAACGCCAAUGGGCAGCCCGUCCGUGCUUUGCAGGAACUCAACGGCGAUGCCAACGUACACGGGAGCGACGGGAAGACGCUCCGAGAUGAAACUGCCCUGGCAAUUACGGAAGUAUGGAGCGAUGCCAGAAGGAAGCUGCGUCGUCAACUGCAACAAGACCGCGAUAACGAGUGGACGUCAAGAGCGAUGGAGUUUGAAAAGGCGUGGGAGGACAAGAACCCGCGGAAAGCCUACGCUGUACUAAAACAGUAUAGCGGCGAAAUGAAAAGAUGUUCUCCUGUCCUCAACACUACCAAUGGAGUAACUGUCGGUGAAGCAACCCUUCCAAUUUGGAGGGAACACUUCAAGACCUUGCUGAACUGGCAAACGCAGUCAGCCCUUGAACUCAAACACGCUCAUAGACCGACAUGUGUGGUUAACGAGGGGCCACCGACCGAGUCGGAGGUUCUAGUCUGUAUUCAAGAAAUGAAGUAUGAAAAAUCUGGUGGAGACAACGGGAUUAACGCAGAAAUGCUAAAAUAUCUGCUUCCGUCUGGGAUUCGUGAGAUGACAAAGAUCAUCCACUCAAUAUUUACAGACGAAAGGAUAUCUGACUCGUGGAGACACGCUAUCAUAAUUUCCCUCCACAAGAAGUUAUCCGUGACGUCCCCUAGGAACUAUCGAGGAAUCUCUUUGCUGCGUGUUAUGUACAAGGUUUUGAAGCGAAUUAUCCUGGACCGUCUUAUCAAACAUUGCGAAGAAACCACGCGCGACGAGCAAGCUGGUUUACAGCGGUAUUCGAAGCUAACGAAACUGGCGUUUCUGGACUGUGAAGUCGCUUUCAACUCUUCUCAUCGAGGCGGUCUUCUCAACGCGCUCCGCGCCGAUGGAGUACCAAUAACAGAGAUGUAUAUCAGCAAGCGACCUCCAUCUGUAGGACGAGACUACUAUCAUGAGCCUCCACAACGACUCACCGCCUCACAGUGGCAUGGAGGUGAUUCUGGACGUCGAACUGCAUGCACAGCCGAGGAACCUACUCUGGCAGGGUCUCCCAUGAAGGAGUGCGACACCUCAGACAUUCGUCGUUCUCGGAAUCGGAAGCCUAGCUGA
Molecule: messenger RNA, 1452 nt
Organism: Necator americanus (New World hookworm)
Lineage: Eukaryota; Metazoa; Nematoda; Chromadorea; Rhabditida; Ancylostomatidae
Exons: 8
Coding region: 1-1452 (483 amino acids)
Source: RefSeq, a predicted model, not a curated record